CUACGAUCUUCACUUCAUCUAUCUUUCCCCCCUUUCCCUCCGAUUCUCGGACCUUCAAAGAAUCCCCCAAAAUCAAAUCUUCUAACUUCCGAUUCACACUUAUUUCAAAGCAAAAUCUUCUGCAAUUUCCACAAAAUUAUGGGGAAAGACGAGGACGAUAUGCGAGGAGAGAUAGAGGAGAGGCUCAUCAACGAAGAAUACAAAAUUUGGAAAAAGAACACACCGUUUUUGUACGAUUUGGUCAUCACGCACGCGCUCGAGUGGCCUUCGCUCACCGUGGAAUGGCUCCCGGACCGUGAUGAGCCCGCCGGAAAAGACUACUCCGUUCAGAAGUUGAUCCUUGGGACCCACACAUCCGAGAAUGAGCCUAAUUACCUCAUGCUAGCCCAGGUUCAGUUACCGCUUGAAGAUGCUGAGUACGAUGCUCGUCAUUAUGAUGAUGACCGCACUGAUUUUGGGGGGUUUGGUUGCGCCAAUGGAAAGGUGCAAAUAAUUCAGCAAAUAAAUCAUGAUGGAGAGGUAAACAGGGCUCGUUAUAUGCCUCAAAACCCUUUCAUUAUUGCCACAAAAACAGGGCAUUUAUUGAGUGGCUCUGAUGAUGCUCAAAUUUGCUUGUGGGACAUUAAUGGAACUCCCAAGAACAAAUCACUCGAUGCUAUGCAAAUAUUUAAGGUUCAUGAUGGAGUUGUAGAAGAUGUAGCAUGGCAUUUAAGGCAUGAAUAUUUAUUUGGUUCAUGUGGGGAUGAUCAAUACUUACACAUAUGGGAUUUGAGAUCUCAAUCUGUUAACAAACCUGUUCAAAGUGUAAUGGCUCAUCAAAGUGAGGUCAACUGCUUAGCAUUCAAUCCUUUUAAUGAAUGGGUUUUAGCAACCGGGUCAACCGAUAAAACUGUCAAACUGUUUGACUUACGAAAAAUUACCACUGCCCUUCAUACCUUUGAUUGUCACAAGGAGGAGGUGUUUCAAGUUGGAUGGAAUCCACAGAAUGAGACAAUUUUAGCUUCUUGUUGUCUUGGGAGGAGACUUAUGGUGUGGGAUCUUAGUAGGAUUGAUCAGGAACAAACACCAGAGGAUGCAGAAGAUGGGCCACCAGAGCUGCUGUUUAUCCAUGGUGGACAUACAAGUAAAGUAUCAGAUUUCUCAUGGAAUCCAUGUGAAGAUUGGAUUGUUGCAAGUGUUGCAGAAGACAAUAUUCUUCAAAUAUGGCAGAUGGCUGAAAACAUUUACCACGAUGAAGAUGAUAUGCCUGCUGAGGAAUCCCGAGGUGCUUGAUGUGAAAAAUCAAUCUCUCUCUAAAACCAUCAAACUUAACUGUAUGAUGAUAUGAACAAGUGUAGGAAUGUUUUUUUUCCUAAAUUCAAGACAUGUUUUAUUCUAUGGUUUUAUGCUUAUGUUUGUGUUAUAAAAGAUACACGGUUGGUUAGUUGUCAGAUUUGCAAUUUACACUUUUUGAAAUCAGGUGGAUUUGGUUAUUCUUGGAUACGAG
Lactuca virosa is the source of this 1486-nucleotide messenger RNA. The record is from the annotation of a GenBank genome assembly. NCBI's taxonomy places the organism in Eukaryota, Viridiplantae, Streptophyta, Magnoliopsida, Asterales, Asteraceae.